Molecule: messenger RNA, 893 nt
Organism: Daphnia magna
Lineage: Eukaryota; Metazoa; Arthropoda; Branchiopoda; Diplostraca; Daphniidae
Exons: 5
Coding region: 33-893 (286 amino acids)
Source: RefSeq, a predicted model, not a curated record
GCUAUUAGUCGAAAACGUGGUGAUUGAACAAAAUGGGAGCAUCUUAUCCACUGUAUGUGUUAGUUUGCUUUACUGAGGAAAGUGGUAGUCCUUUUAGUGCUUAUGAAACAAAGUUUGUUGAAUUACAUGAAGGUGUUCAAUACGAUAACUUUGAUUAUUCCCAAAAGUACCGCAGCGUGUGGCCGAUGAAUAAGAAGAGUAAGGCAUCUUUACGGUACCCUUGUAAAGUGCUUCGAUUCUCAGAUAGCUUACUUGGCUUAAACACAUUAUGCAAAAAUCUUGUUGAUGGAUCAAUGACUUUAAAGGAAUUGGAAGAAGAACGGUUAGCUCUGGGUGAGCAAGCUAAAGACAAUGGAGUCAUGAAGAAGUUGACACAGACAAAAGAUGAUAUUGCCGAUGAAGUUAGUGAUGGUGAUGAUAAAGACAUGUUGAGAGGGAAGAGGAAACGAACUCCAUCGACGAAGUUGAAAGACAGCAAAUUACCCUUGGAGAAAAAGAAAGCUGUCUCGACCAAGUUUGUGAAGAAAACUGCUACUCAGAAAAGAAAGCAUUCAAAGGAAGUUGGCAAAAAGAUCAUAAAGGAGUUAAAUCGCCUUGAAGAUGAUGAAGAGGACAAAGCUGUUUCUAGCAACAGUGAUGCCAACGAAUCAAGUAGCAGUGUAGAAGAGGAUGAAAUUGACGACCAGGAUUUGUUAGAACAAGAAAUGGGAAUCGUUCCACAGAGUGUAACGAGAAAGCAAAAAAACAAGCAGUCUUCAACGAAGAAAAACGAUGGUCUCAACACAGUCAUUCGAACUUGCAGGUUUAAAGUCAUUUACUCGACUCAGUCGAGCAGGCUUAAGCGACAGUUCACAUUUUUCUUCCACUUCGGCAUUCGGCCAGUUAAAUGUUGA